This is a messenger RNA of Betta splendens (Siamese fighting fish), 3890 nucleotides long. It is a transcript of the gene ccnf, whose product is annotated as cyclin F. The coding region runs from base 274 to 2622 and encodes 782 amino acids. The record is from RefSeq and is a predicted model, not a curated record. Gene Ontology annotation, biological process: mitotic cell cycle phase transition; regulation of cyclin-dependent protein serine/threonine kinase activity. Gene Ontology annotation, cellular component: cyclin-dependent protein kinase holoenzyme complex; cytoplasm; nucleus. NCBI's taxonomy places the organism in Eukaryota, Metazoa, Chordata, Actinopteri, Anabantiformes, Osphronemidae. The transcript has 17 exons. Gene Ontology annotation, molecular function: protein binding; cyclin-dependent protein serine/threonine kinase regulator activity.
CGGGCGGUCCUAGGUCCUAGUUGUGGGGCGGGUCCAUGUACUGGGGAAGCGUGCUCGAAUUUGAAUUACGGCAAAAGCUAACAACUUGUUAACUUAUUGGUGUAUUGCUCCGCCACAGAACGUACAGAGACUAUUGCUAUACUGUAUAGCUUGUCGUUUAGUGAAAACUCCUUAAGUUCGUAUGUGUCCGAUAUUUGCUGAGCAUCACCGAAAAGUUUAAAUCGCUUGAGCAUCAGAAGUGGUUGUUUGACGAGAGAGAUUUCUACACUUGCAAUGAAAGCGGGCGUCCUCCACUGCCGUUGUUCAAAAUGUUACUCUGUCCCAACAAGAAAGCGGGUGCGUAAGCGAAAUCCAGCCUUAACCUUGCUGUCUCUGCCAGAGGAAGUCCUCCUCUGUGUGCUCCAGUGUCUCUCUGCUGAGGACCUGUUGUCUGUCAGAGCGGUUCACUCCCAACUGCGGGACAUUGUUGACAACCACUCAAGUGUAUGGGCCAGGGUCAGUUUCAGGGAUACCUGGCCUACACCCAGCACCUUAUGGCUAUUUGAAAGUGCUGCUGAAAAAGGCAAUUUUGAAGCCGCAGUGAAACUUGGGAUUGCUUAUUUGUACAACGAAGGACCAUUGCUGAGUGAUGAGGGGCGAGCGGAUGUGUGUGGUCGCAAGGCCUCUCACUUUUUUAGCCUGGCAGAGAGCUUGCGCUCUCCUAUGGCAGAUCCCUUCAUCUGGGUUUUCAUCCGUCCACCUUGGUCGCCCACUGGCAGCUGCUGCAAGGCUGUAGUGUUUGACCAUCUCAAGGCUGAGUGUGACAACAACGUGGAGAAGAGGGGACCUUUAUUGCACUGUUUGGCCAGAGUUUUGCAGCUUUUUGAGGGUGAUGAAAGAAAAUCUGAGGCCUUAUCUAUGCUGGAGGAUUCUUCUCAGGCUGGCUGUCUACAGAGCUCCUACCUGCUUUGGGAGCAGAACCGUAAACGAGCUAUGGCAGAUCCAGGCAGGUACCUUCAGUGUGUCCGAACCCUUAGGGAUUAUGCUGGAAAGGGCUGCUGGGAGGCACAGGUCUGCCUGGCCAGAGUGUGUAGCAGUGGAAAUCCACUGGGCUUGGAGGCAAAUGCCUGCUCAGAGUUGGUGGCCCAGCUUUUCAGUUCUUCUAAUCCAGCAUCACGGCACUGCUCCCAGAAUAUUCUUAGACAAGGCAUCAAGGACACCAUGAGGUACAUCCUGGUGGAUUGGCUUGUGGAGGUGACCACCAUGAAGGACUUCUCCAGCCUGACACUUCAUGUGACGGUGGACUGUGUGGACCGGUACCUGGCUUUGCGCUCUGUCCCCAAGGCUCGCCUUCAAUUAUUAGGCAUCGCCUGCAUGGUAGUUUGUACACGUUAUAUCAGUAAAGAAAUCCUGACCAUACGUGAAGCUGUGUGGCUCACAGACAACACAUACAAAUAUGAGGACCUGGUGCGAAUGAUGGGAGAAGUCGUCUCGGUGCUGGAGGGAAAGAUCAGGAGCCCCACCCUGCUGGACUAUGGGGACGUGCUUCUGUCUCUGCUCCCUCUUGGGAGACGGACCACUCACCUGUUCAGCUACAUCUGUGAGCUGUCACUGCUCUACUCCGCUCUCGCCACACCACCACCAGCCAAACUGGCCUGUGCUGCUCUGCUGCUUACACGAGCACUACAUCAUUAUGCGCCGCUGUGGCCAAGCCAGUUAGCUGACUACACAGGCUUCUCCAAACAAGACCUCCUCUCCCUGUCGGUGCUGCUCUAUGUCAAGUGUUUUAGCCCAGAUGUUCCCAAAGAUUACAGGCAUGUGUCACUUACUGGAGUCAAGCAACGAUUUGAAGAUGAGGCCUACCAGCGUAUCAGCAAAGAAAAGGUCAUGGACUUUAAAGAGCUGUGCCAGAUCUUGGAGAUUCCCGAGGUGGAGCCUCAGAUGGAGCCUCCCAGUCCCACCGGUCAACCAGCUGAUAUUCACACCUUCCUUGCCUCUCCAUCCAGCACCAGCAAGCGGCGACGCGAUGACAACAUGCAGGCCCACAGAGCCAGCUUCGUGGCAACGCCCACGGCGGAGCUGUCCAAUCAGGAGGAGACGCUGCUAGGGGACAUCCUGGACUGGAGCUUGGACACUUCCGUUUCUGGUUACGAGGGCGACCUGGAGGAAGAGAGCGAGGGAGAGAAAGAUGCAGAUUCCUCCAUGAUUUCCAUCAAACUCGAUGCGCUGAAUGAUUCAGACAGAGGACCUGAGCACUGCAGAGCCCUGUCCAGUGAUGAAGACAGUUUGUGUGAAGCCGAAACGGACGCGAACAAGAACGGCCUCUCUUCCUCUGCAGACAUUCACAGUUCUGGAUACUCCUCUGUCCAGAGCGUGAGCCCCUCUUCCACAUGCUCUUCCUCCUCCCUCGUGCUAUGCACAUUCAAGACCUUUACGCCAUGCGUGGGUGGGCCUUCUGCUAAUGCCCUGCCUGGCUUCCGCCUUUUGGUGCCCAUGCAAAGACCCCGGGGCACCUCCAGCAAACAAGUAAAGAGGAAGAACUCUGCAGCUCAUAGUGGCAGUGAGGUGAAAAGAGACGAAGAAGAGGAGGAGGAUGGGAAAGGGAAUGAGUGUUCUCUCAACGAGGGGUUUCUGAGCCUAUAGAUGAUGGUUGUUCACCUGCUCAGUCAUUAUCCUCAGCACUUUUCUCAUGUUUUCAAGUCUGUUCGUUUCCUCACGUCAGUCUGUACUGGCCUGUAAAUAGUCAGUAGAUCAAGAACGUUCAUGCUUUAAGUAAGGGAAAAAAAAUAUCUAAAUUAUGUACUGGCCUUUUCUGUAUGAUGCAUUUCAUUUACACGUUAACAAGCGUGGCAUGGUAAAAUACCUCCCAUGAACCCAGACUCAGUCAGCUCUGAAACCACUGGAACGUGACUUGACUUUCCUCAGGACCCUGGUGCAGUGUUUGCCAUUUCUCUGGUUUUAAAUCCUCUUACAACAAACCUAUCUCAGAUCACAUUAGUGAUAGUUGUAAACAAAAUCAAACCUCAUUGACUGGUUUUGACAAUAAGGUCUGUUUUAAAGAAAGAUAUUUUUCAUGGUAUAAAAAUUGUUGGCUAUGUUAGUAUCUGAUGUGCACUGUCUGUACAAGAAUCUUUUUGUAAGUGGCGAGUUCAUUAAUAUACAUAUAUCUAGCUGAUAUAAUCGCCUGCAUCUGAAGCCUGAAACAUGAAUGUAUGUUCUUCAUGUUACUGUGGUGUUGUCAUUUGUGUCUUUAGGGGCAUCUGCUAAAAGCAACAGGGCUGUGAAAUGAGUUUUUUUAGUAGUCUGCAUCUUCUAUAAAUGUGUUGAUAGUUGUGCUGAUGAACAUUUCUUGUCAGUGUUAAGACCUGUAGCGCACUACUACCAUCAGGGACACCAGAUGUGUGUUGAGAUGUACUUUACCCCGUGUUCCAACAUCUACAUAAGACUGAGCACUUUUAUCAUCGCAGGAGCGCAAGUCAGUGAAUACACCAACUUCUAAAUAUGCUUGAACAAUCAAUAUUUAAGUGUUUUAAAUAGUUUUUGCUGUCUUGCCUCCUUGGGUAGAAGUGGAAAUUCAGACACUAAAAGAAAGUUCUUCCUUAAAUGGGGGUUUAGAAGUACUGUUUGCCUGGUUUCAUAUGGAGUUUAUGGUGUGUAGAUGUUUGUAACAGACUGUAAAUACAUGUUAACUGUUACUCCAGGCUGGUUUUUGCCCUGUGUUUCAUACAUGUACAUAGUAUUAUAUGUAUAAAUGGGAAAAAGACAGAGUAGGCCACUAUUACUUGAAACUGUUUUGUUUCAUUCUGAGGGAGUAUAUUUUAUUUUUUUAAUUGAGUUUUUGAUGUUUUCUCAUUAGACCUGAGAUGUGAAUGUAUAAUAAUUCACCUCAAAUAAAACAAAGCAUCAUGGUG